This is a messenger RNA of Aspergillus nidulans FGSC A4, 1875 nucleotides long. RefSeq names its product asparagine--tRNA ligase DED81. The coding region runs from base 151 to 1875 and encodes 574 amino acids. The record is from RefSeq and is a predicted model, not a curated record. The transcript has 3 exons. Gene Ontology annotation, molecular function: nucleic acid binding; sequence-specific mRNA binding; asparagine-tRNA ligase activity. Gene Ontology annotation, cellular component: cytoplasm. Lineage: Eukaryota; Fungi; Ascomycota; Eurotiomycetes; Eurotiales; Aspergillaceae. Gene Ontology annotation, biological process: asparaginyl-tRNA aminoacylation; tRNA aminoacylation for protein translation.
UGCCAUUUUCCAUCGGUCGACUGCUUAGGCACUAGACCCUAGAUUGACUCACAAUCUAAUCUCCCCAAUCUUGCACGAAUCCUACACAACCCGUCGAACAGAUUGACAGGAGUUCCUCACUCGAGAACAAACAUUGUCAACUCACUCGUAAUGGCGUCCAUCUACAUUGAUGAAGACGCUGGUAGGGACGACCAGACUGCUAACGGUUCCGAGUCCGCCCCUUACAAGACUCUCCUUCACGCCUUUCUGCAGCAUGAUCCUUCUGAGGGCACUCAAUACCUGACUCGCAAGUCCUUGACUGAGCCCACCGGUGAAGGAGCUGACCCAGAGUCGAAGCUGGAGUGGAAGCCAGCGACCAAGUCAGCGAUCAAGAAGGCAACGAACCUGCUUGAACAGCGGAAGAAGAAGGCCGCAAAGGAACAACAGUUGGCCAUUCGUGAAAAGGAGGAGGCGGAGAAGCGCCGACUUGUCCUUGAGGAGGCGAAGAAGGUCGUGAUCAAAGAAGACACGUCGCUUCCCAAGCCUGUGAGGAUCCGCUUGGAUGUGACCGACCCUGCUAUUGUGAAGUUGGGCUCCCCAGAGUCAGAUACCCCUGGCACACGCGUACGGGUUCUGGGACGAGUCCAUCGCCUGCGCUCUCAGAAGGAUAUGAUCUUUCUUACCCUUUCCGAUGGCUACGGCUAUUUGCAGUGUGUUCUGACGGGCGAUCUGGUCAAGACCUACGAUGCUAUGACUUUAACUCUCGAAACGUCUAUUGCCCUCCAUGGAGAGAUGCGGGCCGUCCCUCCCAAGCAGCACGCGCCCAAUAACCGUGAACUUCACGUGGACUUCUACACGAUCAUCGGCCGUGCCGCCGGUGACAAGGAGGCGAUCACCACACGUGUGGCCCAUGACUCCGACCCUCAGACUCUGUACAACAACCGCCACCUUGUUCUUCGUGGUGAGACUGCUUCGUCAGUGAUGAAAGUCAGGGCUGCGACCCUGAAGGCCUUUCGUCAGACAUUCGACGAGCUGCGCAUGACUGAAGUAACUCCACCGGCCAUGGUUCAAACACAAGUUGAGGGAGGAAGCACCCUAUUCAAGUUCGACUACUACGGCGAGGACGCCUACUUGACCCAGUCUUCUCAGCUCUAUCUUGAGACUUGUAUUCCGUCUCUAGGAGAUGUCUUUUGCGUCUGCCCAUCCUUCCGUGCGGAGAAAUCUCUCACCCGCCGCCAUCUCUCCGAGUACACUCACAUCGAGUCCGAGCUAGACUUCAUCGAAUUCACGGACCUCCUCGACCACCUUGAGGCCGUCAUCUGCCGUGUCCUGGAGAUCGUCCUAGCCGACCCUGUCGCCAAACCCAUCAUUGCGCAACUCAACCCCGGCUUCCAGAUGCCCAGCCGCCCAUUCCUCCGCAUGAAGUACUCCGACGCCAUCGAGUGGCUGCGCGAGCACGAAAUCCCCAACGAAGAAGGCAAGCCUCACGAGUUCGGCGACGAUAUCGCCGAAGCCGCGGAGCGCAAGAUGACCGAUAUCAUCAACCGCCCCAUUUUCCUCACGCACUUCCCGGCCGAAAUCAAGGCCUUCUAUAUGAAGAAGGACCCUGAAGACCGCCGUGUCACUGAGAGUGUCGACGUCCUGAUGCCCGGUGUUGGUGAAAUUGUUGGUGGAAGUAUGAGGAUGGACGACUGGGACGAGCUGAUGGCCGCUUACAAGCACGAGGGCAUGGACCCUUCUCCUUAUUACUGGUAUACUGACCAGCGCAAGUACGGAACAUCACCCCACGGUGGUUACGGUCUCGGUCUGGAGCGUUUCCUUGCUUGGCUGUGUGCCCGAUACACGGUGCGGGAUUGCUCCUUGUACCCCCGUUUCACAGGACGAUGCACCCCUUAG